UAAACAAAAAAUUUAUGCUUGUUUUCCAGUUGCCCUGACAUUUGCUAACGUACAAUGUUGCACAGCUGAACAAAAUGACGAAAUAUAUUCUCGUUUAAUGAUAAAUCCAUAUGCAUUUGACGAUUAUAACAAUCAACAGAGGUCUUAUGUUAAUCGACAAAUACGUGAAGCUGAUAAAGCUUCAAAAAAUGAUAAGCUUGCAACAAAAUCAAAUGACAUGGCAUUAAAAGGUGCACAAGAUGCAAAAGCAGCAGUUGAUGCUGAAAUAAUUGCUGGAAGACAAGCAUCACAUCAGGUAAAAGCACAGCUUGCUAAAAAAGCUCUUGAUGCUGCAAAAAUAACUGAAGCUGCAUUGGCAGGUAAACAAGCAUUGGUUGAACAAUUAAAAGAAGAAACUAAAGAAACUCAAAGUGUUGUUAAAGAAAGUACAAUAGCACUUAAAAGAGCUCAUGAAAAUUUAAAUUUUGCUAUUAAAUCUGUUCAUGAUUCACGUCAACAACUGGCUAUGAUAAGAAGAUCAGUUGAAACAGCAAAAUCAAAUUUACGUAAUUCAAGAAAAACAGCUAAUGGCGCUAGAAAAUCAUUAAAUGAAAAACAAUUAUUACUUAUUGCUGCUAAAAAAAGAGUUGGGGAAUUAAAACAUCGUUUACAAAAAGCUCAAAUUGAUCUUGAAAAAACACAUCAAAAUGCCAUGAAAGCUGGGGCAUCUGCAAGAGAAGCAAUUGCUAAAGCAAAUCACAUUGAUUCACGUUCAACUCGUGUAAAAAAUUAAACUUUAAAAUAAAUAAAAAAAAAAAAAAACAAUUGUCAAUCUAUUUAUAAUUAAAUUUGACAAUAUUUAUUGGUUAUAAAUAAAAUAAUUAUAAUUUUAAAAAUCAAAUAAAAAUGAUAGGAAAAAUUUUAAUAAUUGGAUUAUUAUUAAAAUGUUGUUUGUGUCAAUAUUUCAUUGAUGAAAAUUCAAGACAAUUACGUGAUGUAAAUGAU
Molecule: messenger RNA, 984 nt
Organism: Aphidius gifuensis
Lineage: Eukaryota; Metazoa; Arthropoda; Insecta; Hymenoptera; Braconidae
Exons: 4
Coding region: 98-772 (224 amino acids)
Source: RefSeq, a predicted model, not a curated record